CCCAGUGAGUAGCUAACAACCGUAUUUAUAUGAGUGUUUCGGGAUCCUUAUAGUUAGCGACUUGCAUCCUAACUGCAAUCACUGUCAAACAACACGGCAUAUGUCAUUUUUGUGCUUUAAAAGUGGCGCGUCAGGACUUGUUCAAUAGCGCAAUGCAAUAAGCGUCGCGUGGACUAAUUGGCAGCACCAACUAUCAACGAAAAGCCGGCCCGGGAGUCGUGAGAUUCUUGAGCUUGUUGUCAGGACAAGCAAGUGCUUUAUUCUGAAUAGAGCUCAUGUAAGUGGGCUGGAUCGGAGCGAUAGGACUGGAAUGUGACUGUUUAGCCAGAGAUAAAACAACCGGAUGAGCGAAGCCGAAGCGCAGGACUGGGAUCUGGGAGAAGCAGGAUGAUGAACCGCGAUCAGGGUAGAUUCAUGUGGACAGGAUGCGUGCCCUGAUUUCCCAGCCCCUCCCACUUCCCUCAACCACUUUCUCCCCGUAACCUUUCCGCUCCAUCCAGCACACUCACCAUGACGUCUACCCUGCAGACUCUAGCCUUUAAGCUGGCCCCACCUUCCAGAGAAUCUAGACCAGAGCAAUUUGAUUCCUGCAACAAUGGAGGGGAGCGUCGUUAUGAGGUGGUCCCUUCAGUGGUCUGUUCUAUGUGUUGUCUCUUUGGAAUCAUCUAUUGCUUCUUUGGUUACCGUUGUUUUAAGGCUGUACUCUUCCUCACGGGUCUGAUGUUUGGUUCCGUUAUCAUCUUCCUGCUCUGUUACAAGGAGCGUGUAUUAGACACACAGCUGAGCGUAGAGGCCAGUGUGGGCAUCGGCCUGGGCAUCGGGACCCUCUGUGGCUUGGUGACUAUGUUGGUACGCAGCGUGGGGCUCUUCAUGGUGGGGCUGCUUCUGGGCCUGCUGGUGGGCAUUGGGACCCUGAUAGGCAUGGAGGAGCUGUUGUCCAACCCCCCGCGUUCGGUGUGGCUGCCCCUGGGCGUGCUGCUAGGGCUGGGCAUGCUGUUUGCCGUCCUCACCCUGCAGUGGCAGAGAUGCUUCACCACACUCUCCACGGCCGUGUUUGGGGCCGCCGUGAUUGUCGUGGCCACAGAUUAUUUCGUGGAGCUCUUCGCGCUGAUGAGGUACAUUUACGAGCGAGUUAAAACGGGCCCCCGGGAGCAUGUGUGCUGGACUACGUGGGUGGUCUUGGGAGCCUGGCCUGCUCUUGCCCUGCUGGGUGUGCUGGUGCAGUGGAGAGUAACGGCAGAGGGAUACUCCCACACGAAGGUGAUGAUAAGUCGUCAGCAGCGACGAGUGCAGCUCAUGCGCAUUCAUCAGAAGGAGGAGAGGAGAGAGUGCAGCAGGAAGAAAAAGCGAAAGCAGCCACAGCACUCACACACGCACUCUGCCAAACCCCUGCAUCCAGAACCCGCCUACCGCAGGAAACCCAACCCUAUACGCCGCUUUGAUGGAGAUGUGCUUUCUCCUAGCUACAUCCAGAGUUUUCGGGAAAGGCAUGUGGAUGGGCGUGCUUAUCCAGUGGGUGGGCUAAUGAUGGGUCACACAAGUGUGGAUAUGGACUAUGACUGUGGGUCUACUGUGCCCCUCACAUCUGGGGCCGGACCGCAUGUUCGGGUCUGACCACACGUGCAUACUUGCACACAAACAGAUACACAAACACACACACACAUCUUACUACUCUGGUGCUGACCUGACCCUGACUGACUCAGUCCUACGCAUAUAGAGGUUUGGGUCUCUGACUUUGAGCAGCUCCUCACAAAAACAAAACAGAACUGAAUAAAAAUGUAAAGCACUUCACAGAGAAUGGAUGCAACUAUAACACUGGGUGCAUCACUCCAGGACUAUGGUUGUAUUAAAGAGCUGCUUUCUCUCCACUUCUUUCUCACACACAAUAACACAAACACAAUCAAAUCUGAACAUGUGCCUGAGCUGUGGCAUUGUGUUCACCUCAUAUUGAAAAUAUUAUGAGGUCAGUUGUGAAAAAUUAAUCUGGGCUCCAAUAUUUAAAAUUAUUUUCUAAUGUCUGUGUGGUGAAAUAGUGUUAACUUUUCAUCAAUGUUUCGCAAUAUUGCGUAUCGAAUUCAUCAGUUGGUGCUGAAUCUUGUCUGAAUCUUGUAUAUGGUUGACUGUCAUUUUAAAGUCAGCCGUACCCCCUCCCAUUGUAAAAUCUGUGGCUAAUACCACUCAGUGUAUGUACUUUUGAGAUCCCACAUUCCAGCCCAGGACUGUACCAAAUACCAGUGAGCAGCGGUGCCUUGCUUCGAGACACCAGUAAAAAAUUCUCUCAGAAGAAUAAAACUCCUUAGCCUUGUUUCAGAAAGGCUGUAGGGUAAAGAGCCAUAUUACUGCUGAUCAGAGCCACCUGGUCCACUCUGGGAUGCGGAUCUGAACGUCUGGUUAUGAAACGGAGCUGGAGAAAAGGAGCGAAGAUGAUACUCAGGGAGAACACAAAUGUUUUGGAGGGUAAACAUAAGAAAUAAAAUGACACCAAAUGAUGGUGUAAAACCAGAGAUUUAUCCACUUUUGUGACAAUCUUACCUACGGGGACUUCACCACAUUUGUUCAGUUACUGCUGUGUAUUAUACUAGUUUGCAGUGCCAUGCAAGUGAACAUUUGUGGAGGACACGAUGGAUGAGGCAGUUUCUCAAAGGAGCUAACUUCCUUUUACAAAGACCCCCGUAAUCCUUUGGGGGAAAACUGCAUGACAUAACGGUCUCCAGUUUCUUUUCCACAGUGCGUUCUCACGUCUGUCUUCAAACAAACAAAAGAAAAGAACAGAGUCUGCCAUGCUGUCUCACUUUUUUUCUUCUUCUUUAUUCCACUCUUCUAGUUGUACAUUUCUGCAAAGCAGAAACAUCUAUGUUAUGUUCAUAAAAGGCACAUUUAGUAUA
Myxocyprinus asiaticus (Chinese sucker) is the source of this 2885-nucleotide messenger RNA. RefSeq names its product transmembrane protein 198b (gene tmem198ab). The record is from RefSeq and is a predicted model, not a curated record. Gene Ontology annotation, cellular component: plasma membrane; cytoplasmic vesicle. The transcript is spliced from 5 exons. Lineage: Eukaryota; Metazoa; Chordata; Actinopteri; Cypriniformes; Catostomidae. The coding region runs from base 511 to 1614 and encodes 367 amino acids. Gene Ontology annotation, biological process: positive regulation of canonical Wnt signaling pathway.